Spathaspora passalidarum NRRL Y-27907 is the source of this 1437-nucleotide messenger RNA. It is a transcript of the gene COX15, whose product is annotated as Cox15p. NCBI's taxonomy places the organism in Eukaryota, Fungi, Ascomycota, Pichiomycetes, Serinales, Debaryomycetaceae. The transcript is spliced from 2 exons. Gene Ontology annotation, biological process: heme A biosynthetic process. The coding region runs from base 1 to 1437 and encodes 478 amino acids. The record is from RefSeq and is a predicted model, not a curated record. Gene Ontology annotation, molecular function: oxidoreductase activity, acting on NAD(P)H, heme protein as acceptor. Gene Ontology annotation, cellular component: mitochondrial inner membrane.
AUGCUAUCCAAGUCCCGAUUCUUCUUUACCAAGAACUCCAUUGUGUUGAAUACAUUGGCCCAGAAUAAGGGAUGUCGUUUGACCUUGAAUCAACUUCAAUGCAACACGCCAACUAAAAGUAUAUUCUCCACUAUCAGAUCUAGAUUUAUCCCUGGAUUGAAAACCACCAAACGUCCGUUUGGAACCAGAUCUUACACAAUUGCAACUGCCGACGCAACUACAAUUUCCGAUAUUCCCAAGAUCAAAUUAUCCAUUCCUAAACCGGAAUCUCCAUCAACUUCCCCAAGAUCUGUCGGAUGGUGGUUGGUUGGAACUUCCGGGCUUGUGUUUGCCAUUGUCGUCAUUGGUGGACUCACUAGACUCACGGAAUCUGGUCUUUCCAUCACCGAAUGGAAACCAGUUACCGGUGCCCUCCCACCCAUGAAUCAAGAAGAAUGGCUCGCGGAAUUUGACAAGUACAAGGAAAGUCCCGAGUUUAAGCAAUUAAACUCCCAUAUUUCAUUAGAGCAAUUCAAGUUUAUCUAUAGCAUGGAAUGGGGACAUCGUCAAUUAGCUGUGUUUUUCUGGAAAUCAGGCAGAUUCACUCCACAUAUUACAAAGAGAGUUAUUGGACUUACUGGAUUAUUAGGCUUACAAGGUGCCAUUGGUUGGUGGAUGGUUAAGUCCGGAUUGGAUGAAGAACAAUUGGCUGAGCGUAACUCAAAACCUACUGUGUCACAAUACAGAUUGACCACCCAUUUAGGUGCCGCAUUUGCCAUGUAUCUUGGUGUCUUGUGGACUGCAUUCGAAAUCUUAAAUGAAAACAAGUAUAUCAAACAAGCCAAGACCACUCCUGAAGCAUUAAAGACCAUCUUGGAACAAUUGAAUAACCCCGUUGUCAAGAAAGCUAAAGUCAUUGGAAUUGCAUUACUUGUAUUGACUUAUGUUACCGCCAUGAGUGGAGGUAUGGUAGCCGGGCUUGAUGCUGGACUAAUUUACAACACCUUCCCACAUAUGGGUGACGAUUGGAUUCCAAACAAGGGAGAAUUGAUGUCACCAGUAUACUCCAGAAAACCAGACCAGUCCGAUUUAUGGUGGAGAAACCUCCUCGAAAACCCAACUACUGUCCAAUUGGUUCAUCGUAUCUUUGCCACCACCACCUUCUUUGCCAUUUUAGCCGCACACAUGUUUGUCAAUAAGAACAAAACUCUGAUCCCUAAGAAAGCCAAGAUGGUCAUGCACACCACCAUGGGUCUCGCCUUGCUCCAAGUCUCACUCGGUAUCACCACCUUGAUUUACUUGGUUCCUAUUCCGCUCGCCGCCGCCCAUCAAGCCGGUGCGUUGGCAUUGUUGACUGCAUCAUUGGCAUUCUCGGCUAAAUUAAAGAAGCCAAGACCAGAAUUGGUGAGUUACGUCAACAACUACAUGAAAUCACAGUUAUUAAAAUCUAAGAUUUAA